Messenger RNA from Meloidogyne enterolobii, 1583 nucleotides. NCBI's taxonomy places the organism in Eukaryota, Metazoa, Nematoda, Chromadorea, Rhabditida, Meloidogynidae. The record is from the annotation of a GenBank genome assembly.
UUUGGUGUAAGUGUUAAACCAUCAAACAAACGUUUCAAAAAAAUAAGUGGAGAAGAAUAUGAAGAAAUGAUAGAAUUCUUUAAAAACCCGGAAGAAUUUAUUAUUCCUCAAACGGAAAAUAGUGGAAAAAACAUAAAAGAAAAUAAAUGGAAGAGAAAAUUGAGUGGAAGAAUUAUGAGAUUUAUAUUUAGGGAAAUGUUAAAAAUGGAAAAGGAACUGAAAAAGGAAAAGGGAAAAGAAGAAAAUAAUGAAGAAAAUUCUUUAGAAGAUGUUUAUUUGAAUGAUUUGUUAAAUGAAGAGUUUAAAUGGCUAAAUUUGGGAAUUAAAAAUGAGAUUUGGGAAUGGAUUUUGAAAUUAACAAAAAAGGGAAAGAUAAAAGUUGAGAAAUAUAGAAAAUUCGAUGUAAAUGUUUUAAAAGCUAUUAGAAGUGAUUUAUUGGCAAUUGAUGAAGAAAUUAAAAAUUGUUAUGGAUUAAAGGGUCCUCUACUAAAAGUAUUACGAUAUGAGGGUAUAGAUGACCCUAUACAUCAGGAAUUUCGCGGAAGAAUUGGCGCGCAAAUAAUCGGAUCAGUUUACAAUGCUAAACAAUUAACUAUGGAUAUUUUGAACGGGUUGUUAUGGAGUUUAGGCGGUGCUGGUACAAUUGCACUAAUUUUAGACCUCGGUCUUUGGCCUUUAUGUAUUUUUCUAAUUUCAUUAUCUGGAUGUCCUCUCUGUGCUCAUAUUAUUGGGAUAUUUCUUUAUUCGCUGACUCCUCUGGCGGCUGAAACAUUUGAUUCUCUUGUGAUUAAACGCCUUUUAAUCUCACUUGAUGGAGGCAAAUUUUUCCCUUCUACGCUGGACAAAUUUCUUGAUGAUUUGAAGGGUGCUUUCAAAGCGGGUACGAUUGCUUCUGGCGGUUCUUUAAUGAACAAUGCAUUAGCAAUGGAAAAGAUUGGGAAAGCAUUGGGGAUGUCAGCGAUAGGACCAAAUUUGCCUACGAAUAUAGUAGCUACAGCUACAUCUGGCGCAAUGGUACCUUUAGAAUUCCAUGAAUGGCGUGACCUUCAACGUGCCGCACUUUACAAAUUAUAUGACCAAAAAUUUUUGCCAAAACCAAAUGGUGAUACACUCGUUGUUGAAUGGAGGGAAAAAUCAAAAAAGAAAAGGGAAAAAUUUUGGCAUAAAAUUACUUUUCGCUCCUUUGCUCCAAAAAAGCCAGAAACAUCUCCGGUUAUUACAAAUGAAGAAAGAAACUUAGCUUUCCGUGAACAUAUUAAAGAAAAAAUUGAAGCAUCAAUGGAUAUUCAGAAAAAAUCUUCAAUGGCAAUUAAUUCAAUGGGAAUUGGGUCUUUAUUAAGUCAAAUUGUUUUAAUUACUUUCUUUUUUCCAUCACUAUAUGGAAUGCCAAUAGUAAUUCUGAAGAUUGCUUUAAUUAUAAUUAACACGCCGACAGAAAUCUGUUCAUUUGUUGCUACCAUUGUUUCGGCGAAUAGUCUUGGAAAUGAAUAUAUUGAAAAGUGGUGGAGUACGGACACAAUGAAAAAUAAGCAAAUGGUAAGAUAUUUUUCUGAAAGAUUAUAUUGGAGUUGUUAACUUUAAAA